AUGGCUCAGGCGGGAAUUGUCUCACGAAUAUGUUACAAAAGUAAAUUUUUUUUACGUAAUUCUCUUCGUUAUCGAAGCACAAACUCUCCCAAGCAGAAAACAGCUAGUUCUGUUUAUCGUACUAUGAACAUAUUUGAUCGAAAAGCUAAGAUUCUGCAAAAGGAAAGAUCUGCGCAGCUAGAAGACUAUCAUUUAUAUGAGUAUGUAAAGGAAGAGAUUGGUUGGAGAACAGCUGAUCGUAUUUUUGACAUUAAAAGGACUUUCAAAAAUGCAGUUGAGCUUGGUGCUAGUAGAGGUUAUGUCUCCCGCCACUUUCUACCAGAUAGUGUUGAAAAAGUUACUCUAUGUGACACAUCUCAAACACAUUUAGAUAAAGCCAUUGUCGGUGAUGGUGUGAAAGUAGAAAAAUAUGUUAUGGAUGAAGAAAAUAUUGAUUUUCCAGAAAACAGCAUAGACCUUGUGGUCUCUUCACUAUCAUUGCAUUGGGUGAACGAUUUACCAGGAUGUUUUGAUAGAGUCAUGAAAUGUUUAACACCAGAUGGGGUAUUUAUAGCCUGUGUGUUUGGUGGUGAUACUCUAAUGGAGUUGAGACAGUCCCUACAAUUAGCUGAAACGGAGCGACUCGGUGGUGUCUAUCCACAUGUCUCUCCAUUCACAAGAAUAAGGGAUAUUGGUGGACUGUUGAAUUCAGCAGGAUUUACCCUACAAACAGUUGAUGUAGACUCGAUAACUGUAUACUAUCCGUCUGCCUGGCACGUGAUGAAAGACGUACGAUUAGCUGGGGAAGGAAACUCGGCGUUAAAUAGACCAUUGCGCUUAAGUAAGGACACGCAAUUCGCGGCUGCCGCUAUAUAUGAAGAGAUGUAUGGCAAGGAUUUUCCCGAGAAAGACUCUCGUGGGGUACCAGCGACAUACCAGAUAAUAAACUUUGUGGGGUGGAAACCUGACCCGACACAACCACAGCCACGAGAAAGAGGCACCGGGGAGGUCUCCCUAAAAGAUUUACAUAGAAUCGACGAAAUAAUAAAGCAUAGUGAUAAAAUUGAAUUGAAAGAUGAGGAUAUGAAAUAA
Molecule: messenger RNA, 1071 nt
Organism: Pieris macdunnoughi
Lineage: Eukaryota; Metazoa; Arthropoda; Insecta; Lepidoptera; Pieridae
Source: the annotation of a GenBank genome assembly